Lycium barbarum (goji berry) is the source of this 2081-nucleotide messenger RNA. Its product is annotated as transcription factor bHLH48-like. The record is from RefSeq and is a predicted model, not a curated record. Gene Ontology annotation, biological process: regulation of DNA-templated transcription. Gene Ontology annotation, cellular component: nucleus. Lineage: Eukaryota; Viridiplantae; Streptophyta; Magnoliopsida; Solanales; Solanaceae. The transcript is spliced from 7 exons. Gene Ontology annotation, molecular function: protein dimerization activity; DNA-binding transcription factor activity. Bases 637 to 1743 code for a protein of 368 amino acids.
CGAUUUACCAGAAAUUCAUGCUUGAAUUGAGACCGAAAACCAGGAACUCUAAUUUAAUUCGAAUCUGUUAGCUCUUUUAGAAUGGAGUGAAUAUCAUAUAACCCUACACCAUAGAGCAAUUAAAUGAAACAAAAACAAAAAAAAAAGAUUUUUUUCCUCCGACCCCUAUUCCUCCAUCCUAUGUUUAGCCUUAAAGCACCAAAGCAAAUGUUGCUUUGCAAUAUACAAUUUACUUGAAGGGCAUUAGCAGCCGUUGCAGCAACUCCUUGUGUAAAAAGGAAAACAUAUUUAUCACCAUUGAAGCUUAGCUUCAUUAAACCAAACUCUGAACCAAAAAAGAAAAAGAAGAAGCUUCAUAUUCACUCCUUUUUCCUGCCACCCCAUUUGAAGUAUAAUCUAAGUUUUACACCCCUUCUUUUCCUCUUCAUACUACAUUCUUCAAAGCUCUUUGACUUGAAAUCACUCUACUUCUCUUGACUAUUCUGGGUACACGCACUGCACUGUAUUAUAGGUUAUUCUCGGAAGGGGCUCCAUAUAGUUAAUUAUAAGGUGAUUGUUCCCUUCUCUUUCAGCGGAUUCAUAUCAUCAUCAAUUUGAGUUUUAGUCCAUAAUUAUCUUUCCGCAUAAGAUUGUGUAAUGGAGUCAAGCCAAGUUAGAUCCGCAAGUUGCGGAGGGAAAGCUGGAGAAGUGGUUCAUGAAUUUAUAAAAACGGAAAGGGGUGGAAAUUCUUUCACUGCUUUACUUGAACUGCCGGCCAAUCAAGCUAUGGAACUUCUCGUACAUUCUUCUGAAAUUGUUUCACCUAAAACUUGCUAUCAUUACCCAAAGCCUCCCAUUUUCCCUUCCGAUAUUGACAGAGCCUCCAAGUUCUCUGUCUUUUCCGCAGGAAAUUCACCGAAUACUAGUUCAUUUCCCUCAAAUUCGAGUUCAAAGUCAGAAUUCGUAAAACAAGAACCAAUUGAUUCAGAAUCCAACCCCAAUUCUUCUCCGGCCUUUUCAAAUCCAGAGGUUAAUCAGAAAACCACUAAGCGAAAGGAACACCAGAAAAAGGGGAAAGAGAGUAGCAAAAAGAGCAAAAAAUCAGGAAAUGAUACUUCAGAGAAGCUUCCGUAUGUUCAUGUCCGAGCACGACGAGGACAAGCUACAGAUAGUCAUAGUUUAGCUGAAAGAGCUAGGAGAGAGAAGAUUAAUGCAAGAAUGAAGCUAUUACAGGACCUGGUCCCAGGAUGUAACAAGAUAUCAGGUACUGCAGUGGUGCUGGAUGAGAUCAUUAACCAUGUACAAUCCCUACAGCGUCAAGUGGAGGUCUUAUCAAUGAGACUUGCUGCGGUAAACCCAAGAGUUGAUUUCAACCUUGAUAGUCUCUUUGCUGCAGAAAGUGGUUCUGCAGCGGAUAGUAACUUCCUGGGCAUAGUUUCUCCAUCAAUUUGGCCUGAGGGACAGAAUAGAAACCAGUAUCAACAGCUGUUGCAUAUUGAUGGAUUCAAUCAGCCUGUCUGGGUUAGGGAAGACGAUAAUUCGUCUAGCUUCAUUACUCCACAGAACUCACUUUUGAUUUAUGAUUCCUCAGCAAAUUCAGGUAGAGGACCGAUGGUCGAUGUUUCAUAUGCUAAUGAACCCAAUUUCAGUUUGCUGACUUUAACCCCUAUCUCCCCUUCAAAAGGGAGGAAUUGCAAAGUGGGAGAGUUUUGCGGCCUAAAUCUCUUUAUUAUGGUUCUGUUGAUAAAAAGGGAGAGACCUUAAAUGGUUCUUCUGAGAAAACUCCACAUUCCAAAAUAAAAAAAUCCAACCAACCUUCAAACCCAGAGGGAAAAUCUGUGAUUAAAGUCGAGGAGAUUAAAUGCGAGCCUAUGGACAACAAAAGGAGAAAGAUGGAUGGACAAGAGGUCAUACCAAUACCACCCAGUUGAAGAUAUUCUCUGUUUUGUAUAGUAUUUUCAUUACUCAUUAUGUAUUCUAGGGUGUAGUAAUAUAUCUUUUAAUGCCAAAUAUACCUUGUACAAUCCCAUUGUCUUUUUAAUGUUAUAAUGUGUUGUGUGAUCUUAUUUCAAACUUGUUAAUAAUUCUUAAACAUUAUUAUA